Messenger RNA from Epinephelus moara (kelp grouper), 609 nucleotides. RefSeq names its product UDP-glucuronosyltransferase 2B15-like. Gene Ontology annotation, molecular function: UDP-glycosyltransferase activity. The record is from RefSeq and is a predicted model, not a curated record. The transcript is spliced from 2 exons. Lineage: Eukaryota; Metazoa; Chordata; Actinopteri; Perciformes; Serranidae.
AUGUUUUCAAAGUUACCUCAGAAGGUCAUCUGGAGGCUCACGGGGAAGAGACCAUCCACCCUGGGCAACAACACCUUGCUGUUGGACUGGCUGCCCCAAAAUGACCUCUUAGGACACCCAAAGACCAGAGUGUUUGUGGCCCACGGAGGCACCAAUGGACUUCAAGAGGCCAUCUACCAUGGAGUUCCCAUCAUCAGCCUUCCUCUGAUGUUUGACCAGGAUGAUAACCUGUUCAGGAUGAGAGCCAGGGGUGUUGGCAAAGUGCUGGACAUUGGCACACUAAACACAGACAACUUCCUGGAGGUGGUGAAGGCGGUGCUUUCUGAGUCGUCCUACAGGGAGAAGGUGCAGGAGCUCUCCAGGCUGCACAGAGACCAGCCCAUGAAGCCUCUGGACCGAGCCAUGUUCUGGAUCCAGUUUGUCAUGAGACACAAGGGAGUUGCUCACUUAAAGACCCACUCCUACAAGAUGUCCUGGAUUCAGUAGCACUCCACUGAUGUGAUCGCACUGUUGCUAGUGUCGGUCAUGAUGAUGUCACUGCUUUGUUCUUUGACAGUGAAAUGUUUGUGUUGUGAAGUGUUUAAUGGGAGGAAAGAAAAACUGGACUAA